Messenger RNA from Eruca vesicaria subsp. sativa (arugula), 2056 nucleotides. The record is from the annotation of a GenBank genome assembly. NCBI's taxonomy places the organism in Eukaryota, Viridiplantae, Streptophyta, Magnoliopsida, Brassicales, Brassicaceae.
AGUGUACGGACAAAAUACUGAUCUUUUUAUAUUGAAAAAAAAACGAAUAAUUAAGCACAGCAGCAGCACUGAUAUGGAUGGACUAAUAAUAAAUUUGAGUAAAAGAUUCCUCUCAAGGUCCAAAACCAUUGAACCGUUCAUCUCUUCCACAUAAAACAGAACAACCACCAAAAGCCGAUGUGACAUGUACUUGGCAAAAACUCCAUAUCAAUAAUCAAACAGAAGAAGAAUCAAGAACGCCAAAGAAAAAGAAAAAAACACACACACAUACACACAAAAGGUUAUUCAAUUUACCUAAAAUGGGAUUAAAAGAGCCACAAUAUUCUCUAAGUCAGAGGAAGAUCUCUGUUCUUAUAGUCUUAUUGUUUAUACCAGUUGCUCUGUUUCGAAUCUGUUUCAACAACCCAUUCUCAGUCAUUGAUGAUGACACCACGCUCCAAGACUCUACCGCACACGUUGUGAUCACUAGCUACUCUUCUUCAUCUUCUUCUCAAGGUAACUUUUGAAAUGAUUCAAUAUGGUUUUGUAUAUAUACGGAUGAUUUUAAGUAUAUAUAUAUUGUGUCUAUAUGCAGAAGAAAAAACUCAAGAGAAUUUUGAUCGUAAAACGGAAGAAUCUUUAUGUGAUUAUACAAAAGGCAAAUGGGUCAGAGACCAUAAGGGUCCACUCUACAACGGCUCGAGCUGUGGAACAAUCAAAGAUGGCCAGAACUGCCUACGCCAUGGUAGACCAGAUUCUGGUUACCUUUACUGGAAAUGGAAACCAAACCAAUGCGAUAUACCGAGAUUCGACGCUAACCGGUUUCUUGAUCUUAUGAGAGACAAACAUCUAGCUUUUAUCGGCGACUCCAUGGCUAGAAACCAGCUCGAGUCUCUUAUCUGCUUGCUCUCUACCGUCUCUACCCCUGAUCUUGUUUACAGAAACGGAGAAGAUAAUAAAUUCAGAAGGUGGCGUUUCGAGUCUCACAACGUCACGGUCUCGGUUUACUGGUCCCCGUUUCUUGUGGCCGGUUUAGAGAAAUCAGGAAAAUUGGACCACAACGUGCUGCACGUAGACCGUGUGAACGAGAGAUGGGGUAAUGAUUUAGAACGUUUUGACACGGUAGUGGUCUCUGUAGGACAUUGGUUUUUACAUCCAGCGGUUUAUUACGAGUCCGGUUCGGUUUUGGGAUGUCAUUCUUGCGAGGCAAGUAACUGUACCGAGAUAGGGUUUUUCGAUAUCUUUCGAAAAGCAAUAAGAACGACGUUGAAGGCGGUGGCAAGAAACCGCCGCGAGGUGAUCUUGACGACGUUUUCGCCGUCUCACUUCGAAGGCCGGCCUUGGGACAGUCUCGGCGCGUGUAACAUGACGGAACCGUACGAGGAGGGGAAGGUUCUAGAAGGUUUGGACUUGGAGAUGAGGCGGAUAGAGAUGGAGGAAGUUGCGAGCGUGAGAGAAGCUAAGGGAGCGGAGGUGAGAUUAGAAGCGUUGGAUGUGACGGCGAUAUCGGUGUUGAGACCAGACGGACAUCCUGGUCCGUAUAUGUAUGAGUUCCCGUUCAAGAACGGUGUUCCGGAGAGAGUUCAUAAUGAUUGUUUACAUUGGUGUUUGCCUGGUCCGGUUGACACGUGGAAUGAGAUUAUGAUAGAGAUGUUGCGGCGAUGGAGGGUCUAAAUGAUGAAGGAUGAUGGUGGUGAUAUUAUACAUGCAUAUGUCAAAGGUGUAAUCAUUUUUAUUUGAACUUUAGGUAGUUUCUUUUCUUGGAUUAGAUAAAAGCAUGGGGAUUAUUUCUUUUUGGUGGUUGUUAUUUUCAUUCUUUAAACGAUGGAGGAGAACAAAAGAUAGUUGGCUUUAGUUAGAUCAAGAUUCGAGAAGCACAUGCUUCAUUUUCCUGUGUUCUGUAGUGAUCAACCUCAAUCACUAGAUUACACCGAAUAUUUCAAUUAUCAGGACUUGCAUACACUGUAUGUACAUUAGCAACUAGCAAGGCCGUAGAUGGUAUAGCUGCGUAUAUGAUUACAAUUUCACUUGUUUUUGGUUUAGUUUAUUUUAAGGGCUAAGUAUAAUUCCACUUGUU